AUGUGCGACAACGGGGAGGUGGAAGACAAGCCGCCAGCCCCGCCCAUGAGGAACACCAGCACCUUGAUUGGCUCAUGCAGCAAAGACCCCGCCCCUGUCAAUCAUGGCUCCAAACCCUUACCCCCCAACCCGGAGGAUAAGAAGAAAAAAGACCGAUCUAUUCGCUUCAUUCUGACAGGAGGCGGCGACAAAACGUACAAAAAGAAAGAGCGUCCCGAGAUUUCUCUGCCGUCAGAUUUUGAACACACCAUCCAUGUCGGAUUUGACGCCGUCACCGGGGAGUUCACCGGGAUGCCCGAGCAAUGGGCCCGCCUCCUGCAGACAUCCAACAUCACCAAACUGGAGCAGAAGAAGAAUCCUCAGGCCGUGCUGGACGUUCUUAAAUUCUACGACUCCAAGGAGACCAGCAACAGUCAAAAAUACAUGAGCUUCACAGACAAAACUGCAGACGCUUUCGCAUCGUCCACCACAGCGAUCUCCAAGAGCGUCUCUGAGACGCCCGCCAUUGCCACUGUGUCUGAAGAUGAAGACGAAGACGAAGCCGAGCCGCCGCCUGUCAUUGCCCCGCGACCGGAACACACCAAGUCGAUCUACACCCGCUCAGUGAUCGAACCCCUUCCGCCCCCUCUCACCAAAGACGCGGCCACCUCCCCCAUCGUGGCGCCCACCUCCACCACGGCGACCACCACCUCCUCGUCAUCCUCCUCGGCCUCCGCGGCUGCCGUCACCCCGCCAGGCGUCUCCGCCGCGGAAGGCGCCAACCCAGCCGCCGGGGCCUCCCUGCCCCGCCCUCAGGACAAAGGACGCAAGAAGAAGAUGUCUGAUGAGGAGAUCCUGGAGAAGCUCAAUGUGCUCAGGCCGCCCUCUGCUGGGACCAUUGUAAGCGUUGGUGACCCCAAGAAGAAAUAUACUCGGUUUGAGAAAAUCGGACAAGGUGCGUCCGGGACUGUUUACACGGCCAUCGAUGUUGCCACUGGACAAGAGGUGGCCAUCAAGCAGAUGAACUUGCAGCAGCAACCCAAGAAAGAACUCAUCAUCAACGAGAUCCUAGUUAUGAGGGAAAACAAAAACCCCAACAUUGUCAACUACCUGGACAGUUACCUGGUGGGCGACGAGCUCUGGGUGGUGAUGGAGUACUUGGCCGGCGGCUCUUUGACUGACGUCGUCACAGAAACCUGCAUGGACGAAGCACAGAUAGCGGCCGUUUGCCGAGAGUGUCUGCAAGCGCUGGAGUUUCUGCACUCCAACCAAGUCAUCCACAGAGACAUCAAAAGUGACAACAUCCUGCUUGGCAUGGACGGCUCCGUUAAGCUCACCGACUUUGGCUUCUGUGCUCAAAUCACUCCGGAGCAGAGCAAACGCAGCACCAUGGUGGGCACGCCCUACUGGAUGGCUCCUGAGGUGGUGACCCGCAAAGCUUACGGCCCCAAAGUGGACAUCUGGUCCUUAGGCAUCAUGGCUAUAGAGAUGGUGGAGGGCGAGCCGCCCUACCUCAACGAAAACCCUCUCAGGGCACUCUAUUUGAUCGCCACCAACGGGACGCCAGAAUUGCAGAACCCUGAGAAACUGUCGUCCACCUUCAGGGACUUCCUUAACCAAUGUCUAGAGAUGGAUGUGGAAAAGAGAGGCUCUGCUAAGGAACUGUUGCAGCACCAAUUCCUGAAGAUGGCCAAACCACUCUCCAGCCUCACGCCACUCAUCAUAGCUGCUAAGGAGGCCGCCAAAAACAACCGUUAG
Messenger RNA from Nerophis lumbriciformis (worm pipefish), 1737 nucleotides. The record is from RefSeq and is a predicted model, not a curated record. Lineage: Eukaryota; Metazoa; Chordata; Actinopteri; Syngnathiformes; Syngnathidae.